This is a messenger RNA of Melampsora larici-populina 98AG31, 750 nucleotides long. RefSeq lists its product as uncharacterized. The transcript is spliced from 3 exons. Bases 1 to 750 code for a protein of 249 amino acids. The record is from RefSeq and is a predicted model, not a curated record. Lineage: Eukaryota; Fungi; Basidiomycota; Pucciniomycetes; Pucciniales; Melampsoraceae.
AUGAUUCUUAACGUUUCUUUUCUUCCUACUUAUCUUCUUUUUUUAAACUUGUUUCAAGCUUUACCAAUUAUCGAAGUCUUAAACCUGGAUAAGUUUCGACAUGGAUCUAUUGGUCUACAACGACGAGAAAGUUUUAGUUUUUACCAAUUACCAGAAGAAGAGAGAUCCAAGAUCGAGACCAAAGCUAAGUCAGAAGCUGUUAUGACUGUAGAUGGAAAAGUUGCACCGGAAGAAGUUUUAAUAGGUGUUCAGAAGGCUGGUUUAGAGAAUGGUAAUAGUGAUCAUAAGGGUACUGGAAAACCAACCAAAACAGAAGUCGAAAGUCUUGCGGACCAAACCCUUCCAAAAGUAACCUCAACCCCAAUCAAAUCUUCAACAAUACAAACCAGACAAAACCAUAAAUCAAGUUCAUAUAUAACCGAAGAAGAUAAACUAGGAAUUUCCAAAUCAAGAACCGAAACACGAGCCAAGAUAGAUUCAGUAAUUGCAGCAGGAGGCCAAAUUACUGUUGAAGAGAUCUCAAUGGUUUCUAAAAAAGCUAUGAUGGAUCAUGAGAAUAAAGAUCGAAAGACGGUUGGGAUAGCUAUUAAGACUGCGGUUGAAGAUCUUACAGAUCGAAAACUCGCUGAAUUGAAGAAUCAUAGUAACUCUACAUCUGUACAACUUGGUCAAAAUUCUUCUUCUGGCUCUUUUCAGGUAACAGAAGAGAAAGCAGGAGUAGAGAAACCAAAGACCGAAACGCAAGCUUAA